CUUCCGCUUUGCUCCCCAGCUUGUCUUUCCAGUAGAGCGGCCGGUGUGAACACGCAUCAGGAGUGGACAACACGUAGCCUGCAGGUUGAGAACAGACAUUAAGAUGCCUCCAAAGAAGACAGAAGCUCCGAAGCAACCUCCAUUGAUUGGACGAUUUGGAACAUCCCUAAAAAUAGGAAUAGUGGGAUUACCUAAUGUUGGGAAAUCCACAUUUUUCAAUGUGCUGACUAAAAGCCAAGCUGCUGCGGAAAACUUCCCCUUCUGCACAAUUGACCCAAAUGAGAGCAGGGUACCCGUUCCUGAUGAGCGCUUUGAUUUCCUCUGCCAGUACCACAAACCUGCCAGUAAGGUUCCCGCUUUCCUGAAUGUUGUGGACAUUGCUGGUCUGGUGAAGGGAGCUCAUUCUGGACAAGGACUCGGAAACGCCUUCCUCUCUAACAUCAGUGCUUGUGAUGGGAUCUUCCAUAUGACUCGUGCGUUUGAUGAUGAGGAUAUCAUCCACGUGGAGGGCAAUGUUGACCCGGUGAGGGACAUCGAGAUAAUCCACGAGGAGUUGCGGCUAAAAGACGAAGAAAUGAUCGGUCCAAUUAUCGACAAACUGGAGAAGACUGCUGUCAGAGGAAGUGACAAAAAACUAAAACCUGAAUAUGAUAUCAUGCUGAAAAUAAAAAACUGGGUGGUAGAAGAGAAGAAGCACAUCAGAUUUUACCAUGACUGGAAUGACAAAGAGAUUGAAGUUCUGAACAAGUACCUGUUUCUGACUUCCAAGCCCAUGAUCUACCUGGUUAAUCUUUCAGAGAAAGAUUACAUCAGGAAAAAGAACAAGUGGUUGGCAAAAAUCAAGGAAUGGGUAGAUGCUCAUGAUCCUGGUGCUAUGGUCAUUCCUUUAAGUGGAGCUUUGGAGUUUAAAUUGCAGGACAUGGAGGAGGAGGAGAGGAAUAAAUACUGCGAGGAACAGAAGACACAGAGUGUUUUGACCAAAAUAAUAAAGACCGGCUAUGCAGCGCUGCAGCUGGAAUACUUCUUCACAGCAGGACCAGAUGAGGUGCGAGCGUGGACCAUCAGGAAAGGUACAAAAGCUCCUCAAGCUGCUGGAAAGAUCCAUACUGACUUUGAGAAAGGCUUCAUCAUGGCCGAGGUGAUGAAGUUCACAGACUUCAAAGAAGAGGGCAGUGAAACUGCAGCCAAGGCUGCUGGGAAGUACAGGCAACAGGGCAGGAACUACAUUGUGGAGGAUGGGGACAUUAUCUUUUUCAAAUUCAACACACCCAACGCACCCAAAAAGAAAUAAGACCACAGAGUCACUGGGUUGGGGGGGAUCAAAACUCAGAAUACAGUUUAGUCCCACAGAGCACACUGUCUGCUGGUUUUCAUACUUCUUUUUUGAUUCUGAUGGCUUC
Messenger RNA from Pelmatolapia mariae (spotted tilapia), 1400 nucleotides. RefSeq names its product Obg-like ATPase 1 (gene ola1). Bases 104 to 1291 code for a protein of 395 amino acids. The record is from RefSeq and is a predicted model, not a curated record. NCBI's taxonomy places the organism in Eukaryota, Metazoa, Chordata, Actinopteri, Cichliformes, Cichlidae. The transcript has 11 exons. Gene Ontology annotation, molecular function: GTP binding; ATP hydrolysis activity; ATP binding. Gene Ontology annotation, cellular component: cytoplasm.